Molecule: messenger RNA, 1205 nt
Organism: Lolium rigidum
Lineage: Eukaryota; Viridiplantae; Streptophyta; Magnoliopsida; Poales; Poaceae
Product: AT-hook motif nuclear-localized protein 9-like
Exons: 5
Coding region: 1-948 (315 amino acids)
Molecular function (GO): minor groove of adenine-thymine-rich DNA binding
Source: RefSeq, a predicted model, not a curated record
AUGGAGGCGCCAACCGGCCUCCACAAGCUGCGGGGCCCGUCGCCCAUCGUGUGGGCCAUGCGCACCCGCGUCGCCCCGCCGCCGCGGCUCGCCGAGCCGAUCCCCCGCCCCGUCUACCCACCUCCUCCCCCGCCGCAGGCGCCCCUCCCUCCGCCGACGGAGAAGCGGCGCCGCGGACGCCCGCGGAAGUGCGAAAGCCUCCCUCCGCCGCCGGGGUUCGCGCCCUUGCCGGCCGCGCGUCCGGCUCCGGCCGCCCCCAUCCCCGCCCAAGGGAAAGGGAAGCUGGAUGGGCUACAGCCGCACGUGCUCACCAUUUCUUCGGGAGAGGAUAUCAUAUCAAAAGUCGUGGCAGUCUCACAGUUGACUUCGAAGGCAAUCUGCGUUCUUUCAGCUCUUGGGGCUGUUAAGGAAGCUUUUCUACUUCAGCCAUCCGGUGUCGUUUUAAAUCACAAGGGUCCUUUGGAAAUCAUCCGGUUGUCUGGAUCCAUUUUGACACCUAAUGACCAGCGUUGUCUACGUGUGACCCUUGCUUCUGUCAAUAGUUUUGUGAUCAGUGGCAUCAUAGCUGGACCUCUCGUAGCUGCAACACCCGUUCAGGCAAUUCUUGGAAGCUUUCACAAUGUUGCGUUCUGGCCAAACAAUGCACCUAGGGCUGCUGUCGCAAGUGUUCCUAAAACCCAAGGUAGUGUUGGGAACAGCAUGACUCUACCCAGCAAGUGUUCCAACUCAGAAUCUGCACCUUGCACUCCAGUUGAACAGAAUGGAUCAAGUGAGAUCGAUGUGAAGCCCUCUCUUGAAAUGCUUAUCCCAGGAUAUGCAGCUUGUACUUCGGCACAACCGAAUAUUUCAAGUGAGAUUGAUAUCAAACCCUCUGUUGUAGUGGAUAACUCAACCGGCGGCACGUUUGCCUCUCAAGGUGAUACAGAAGUGCACGCGUUAGAUAGUUGAGCUUUUGUAAGGAUUGAUCACCAUGUAACUCUGAGCUGUAGCUUUAGUCCAGAAGCAGUGGUUUCUGUAGGGAUGAACAAUGUACUCUUGGUUUUUUAGUUGUUAGUUAUGCUUGCAGUGGCUUAUGGCUUGAGAGCUAAUGGGCUUCCAAUCCACCCAAUUUGUUGGUAUGUAUAUCCAAGUUAUGAUGGAAGAAAACGUGUGCUCUUGAGAUGAAUCAUGCCCUUACAUGAUGUUGGAAUGCAAUGGGUGGAAAC